This is a messenger RNA of Galleria mellonella (greater wax moth), 944 nucleotides long. Its product is annotated as peptidoglycan-recognition protein LB. Lineage: Eukaryota; Metazoa; Arthropoda; Insecta; Lepidoptera; Pyralidae. Bases 183 to 773 code for a protein of 196 amino acids. The record is from RefSeq and is a predicted model, not a curated record. Gene Ontology annotation, biological process: peptidoglycan catabolic process; innate immune response. Gene Ontology annotation, molecular function: peptidoglycan binding; N-acetylmuramoyl-L-alanine amidase activity; zinc ion binding. The transcript has 5 exons.
UUAUCACAGCUCAAUUAUCUUGGAAAGAAUCUAUUUCUUAUCACUAAAUGCUUAUUAAAAUAUUAUCUAUAUAUAUUGUAGCAUAAUUCGUCAAUAGAUGGUAUUAUUAGGCGAAAUAGUAAACGUCGCGGACGAAUAGUGUAUCUAAUUUCUAAAAGGAAUUUGAGUAAAGAGAAAAAGAUAUGGACCGUUUAACCUAUUUUGUGCUAUUCUCUAUGCUUGUAAGCACAUUCGCCAUGCCCAAAACAUCUGUGUCUAAAGUUUACAAUUUCCCUUUCAUCUCUCGAAGUGAAUGGGGCGCGAAUCCACCAACAGGUGUGACUUUAUUAAACUAUCCUGUACCGUAUGUGGUCAUCCACCAUAGUUAUAUACCAGGAGUGUGUAUGACGACAGAUGAAUGUAAGGCCGCUAUGAGGGCCAUGCAAAACUACCAUCAAAAUGAUCAACAAUGGGUGGAUAUUGGGUACAAUUUUGCAGUCGGCGGUGAAGGUAGCGUGUACGAAGGUCGAGGUUGGGAUACUGUGGGAGCUCACGCUGUUGGUUACAACGUCUUCAGUAUUGGCAUCUGUCUAAUUGGAGAUUGGGUUUCCGAGUUGCCCCCACCAAUACAGCUGGAGAACGCUAAAAAGCUAAUCGCUGCAGGUGUACAACUAGGUUACAUUAGUCCAAAUUACAAUUUGAUCGGUCACCGUCAAGCAACAGCAACAGAAUGUCCGGGCGAGUCACUGUUUAGAGAAAUUACAAGUUGGGAUAGAUUCUCUAUUGCCGGUUAAUAAUUAUUAAUUAAAAAACAAACAGAUAAACAAAUACUAAUAUAUUAUUAAUAUUUAUAUACUAAUACAUAAUCUAACCUUACGAAUUUAUUUGUUUUACUCUGUUAUUGAUGAUGGAUGUAUUUGUUUGUCUAUGACAUUGUAUAAUGUAAGAAAAGAACGACUGAUUUA